Messenger RNA from Bombyx mori (domestic silkworm), 2742 nucleotides. RefSeq names its product T-complex protein 1 subunit gamma (gene CCT3). Lineage: Eukaryota; Metazoa; Arthropoda; Insecta; Lepidoptera; Bombycidae. Gene Ontology annotation, molecular function: ATP-dependent protein folding chaperone; ATP binding; ATP hydrolysis activity. Gene Ontology annotation, cellular component: chaperonin-containing T-complex. The transcript is spliced from 12 exons. The record is from RefSeq and is a predicted model, not a curated record. Bases 119 to 1741 code for a protein of 540 amino acids. Gene Ontology annotation, biological process: protein folding.
UGUGGCAACUAAGAUCAACACGCGAUUUUCUUGUCUCUCAUAAAUUUGUCAUUGGGCACCGAUUUUCUGGAAGAAGUUUUUGUAAUUUAAAUAAUAAAACACAUUUAAUUUUUUCAAAAUGUAUGGACAGCAACCUAUAUUAGUUCUCAGCCAAAAUACAAAACGUGAGUCCGGCCGGAAAGUUCAGCUUGAAAAUAUUAGUGCAGGAAAGACCAUAGCCGAUGUUAUAAGAACAUGCCUCGGACCUCAGGCCAUGUUAAAAAUGUUAAUGGACCCUAUGGGAGGCAUCGUGAUGACCAACGAUGGUAAUGCUAUACUCAGGGAAAUCACAGUCCAACAUCCAGCUGCAAAAUCUAUGAUCGAAAUCGCAAGGACCCAAGAUGAAGAGGUUGGAGAUGGAACCACAUCAGUCAUAGUGCUAGCAGGAGAAAUGUUGGCGAUUGCAGAACCUUUCUUGACACAGAAUAUUCAUCCAACAGUCAUCAUCAGAGAAUACCGCCAAGCUUUAGAGGAUGCUAUAGUUCUGCUUCAAGACAAAAUUUCAGUGCCUGUAGAUUUGAAUGAUAGAGAUAAGAUGAAAGAAGUUAUUCGUUCAUGUGUUGGAACAAAGUACAUCGGUCGUUGGGCAGAUCUUGCCGUAGACAUUGCUCUUGAUGCGGUUAAUACUGUUACUGUGAAUGAUAAUGGCAGAAUUGAGGUUGACAUUAAAAAUUAUGCAAAAGUGGAAAAGAUCCCAGGUGGCACAGUUGAAGAGUCUCGUGUACUCAGCGGUGUUAUGUUCAACAAGGAUGUAACCCAUCCAAAGAUGAGGAGGUAUAUUGAAAAUCCGCGCAUUAUCCUGUUGGAUUGCCCACUUGAAUACAAAAAGGGAGAGAGUCAGACCAACAUUGAGAUUAUGGGUGAACAGGACUUCACUAAACUGCUACAACUAGAAGAGGAACAUGUACAGCGUCAAUGUGAAGAAAUUAUUGCACUUAAACCAGAUAUUGUCUUUACCGAAAAGGGAGUUUCAGAUCUUGCACAACAUUACCUUGUUAAGGCUGGAAUUACUGCUAUCCGCAGACUCCGUAAAACGGACAACAACCGUCUAGCGCGGGCGUGUGGAGCAACAAUUGUCAACCGUACUGAGGAACUCAAGGAAUCCGAUGUCGGCACUGGAGCUGGACUGUUUGAGAUCAAGAAGAUCGGAGAUGAAUAUUUCACUUUUGUCACUGAAUGCAAGAACCCCAAGGCAUGCACAAUAUUACUCCGUGGUGCUUCUAAGGAUGUCCUGAAUGAGAUUGAAAGGAAUCUUCAAGACGCUUUACACGUCGCCAAGAAUUUGGUGGUGUCGCCGCGGCUGGUGGCGGGGGGCGGCGCCGCGGAGAUGGCCGUGUCCAGCGCGCUGUCGCACCGCGCCGCGCACAACACGCCCUACAGGGCCGUCGCCACCGCGCUCGAGAUAAUACCGCGCACGCUGGCGCAGAACUGCGGCGCCAACACCAUCCGCACGCUCACGGCGCUGCGGGCGCGCCACGCCGCCGGACUCGCCUCCGCCGGCAUCGACGGCGAGACCGGCGAGAUCGUCGACAUGGCCGUCAAGGGGAUCUGGGAGCCGCUCGCCGUUAAACUGCAGGUGUACAAAACAGCCGUCGAAACAGCGAUCCUGCUGUUGAGGAUCGACGACAUCGUGUCGGGCUCCAAGAAGAACAAGAACAACGAGCCCGCGGCGCCGGCCGAGAUGGCCGCACAAGAAAACUAACUUACAUAAUAUUAUUAGCAUUUAAGCUCGCUUUUGGGACUAAUCUUGACCGUAGUUCAGCAGAUGUCAUUCAAAUUACACGGUCUUGGGCAGUCUGUUCUAACUCUUCCCACGUCAUACCCAAGACCCCUAGCUCCUGCUCCACCGAGCAACGCCAAGUUGCUCUGGGGCGGCCUCUCUUCCUUUUUCCAGACACUUUCCAGGUCAGUGCUCUCUUUGAUUUAUAGAUUUGGAGAGAACUUAACGGUAGAAAGCGGCCUGGUUCUGCUCCUGGCAUUGCUGAAGUCCAUGGGCUCUCCUCUGCCUACAAGGGCCAUAAAAAAUAUCUUUUUCUUACCCUUAUCCCAAUAUCCAAAUAUAUUAUGUCUUUUGAAUAUCAAUUUGAUUUUUUUAGUUUAAACCGACCAAAUUGUGAGUUAAAUUGUCAGUCAGGAUAAUUAGUUUGUCAUCGGUGUUGUUUUUUUUUCAUUAAUUCAAGGUUCACAGGAAUUCAAUAAAAUAUUUUUAAUGUUACUUUCAGUUCUAAGUUCAGUAAUGUGAAAACCGAUAUGAAUUGUUAUAUUUCGAUCAGUUAAUAUUUGAUUUAUGAGUUUAGCAAAUAUCAUGUUCAAAAAUUACUUAGUCUUGUUUUGACGGAUUGAGUGUGCACUGCUGAAAUACGUUAAAUUUUGACACUGGCAACAUUUCAUCGACAGUUCAGCCGAGAAUUUCAAGUUAUGUCCCAAAGGAUUUAGAAUUUCUAUCGCUAGCUAACUAUUUGUUUAAUAAUCUUAACUACGGGAAGUGAGACCGAUCACAAAUGCUUGUCUUAUAUUUUUGUCUUAUAAUUACAAUGUCUUAUUUAUGAUAAUGUAUUUUGAAAAAGUUGUCUUUUUUUUUUCGGAUUAUAGUUUAGUUUUGUCUGGCGCUGACUAGUGUUAGUGUCGUCAGCACCGUGAGCAUUUUAUUUUCUUGGAAUCUUAAUAUGUAACAAAAGUAUUAAACAUUUUAUAAACUAAAAA